AACUUCCCCUUUUUUCCAAGGCUACUACUUGUCUAAAGAGACCUAGUAAACCCAUUGUAAGUUGCAGAUUUUCGAUCAUAUUCAUACCCACUACUCUUUCAUCAUUUCUUUCAGAUUCCCACCACACCCACCUCCCAAUUUCGAUUUUUAGUGAAAAAUUACACGUCUUUGAAAGCUUUUAUGGGUACUUUGGUUUGAUUUGUAUAAGUGCUUUCUCUGAUUCGGGUGAUUUGCAGUUGCACACCAACUGUUUGUUUAAAUGUCUACACACCGAUUCCUUUAGUGAAAAGGGAAGUAGCUCAUAUUAUCGACUAUUUGUUGUUGUGUAGAAGGAUUAUAUUGAACUUUAAGAUGGGAAAUGUAUGUGUAUCAUGUUACUCAAAGGAUGGAUUUUUCCAAUCAAUAUCACAUCCAUACUGGUGGUCUCGAUCACCAGAGAUGAUCUACUACAAAAACGAACAGCUUAGCAAAGAUCCACCAUCAAUACACCAAGAUCCAAAACCUCCUACCCCUAUUCAAAAUUCACCUCCAAAACUUGUGAUCAUAGCCAAAAACGACACCAAACCACCUCCACCUCUACCUCCACCCAUAGUUUCAUAUCAAGAAAUCAAAAUAGACAUAAAACAAUCUGAAAAGGAAAAGGCUUCAUCAAAUCCAAACCCCAAAAAGCAAAACAAUGUGAAGAGAAUGUUGAGUGCAGGUUUACAAGCUGACAAAGUAUUGAAAACAAAAACUGGGCAUCUGAAAGAGUACUACAACUUAGGUCAAAAGCUAGGACAUGGUCAAUUUGGUACAACUUUUCUCUGCAUAGAGAAAACCACAGGAAAAGAAUUCGCAUGCAAAUCAAUCGCGAAAAGAAAGCUGUUAACUGAUGAUGAUGUGGAAGAUGUCAGGAGGGAAAUUGAAAUCAUGCAUCAUUUAUCUGGAAACCCUAAUGUGGUUUCAAUUCAAGGGGCUUAUGAAGAUUCAGUUGCAGUUCAUUUGGUUAUGGAACUUUGUGCUGGAGGCGAAUUGUUUGAUAGAAUUACCAAAAAAGGACAUUAUUCAGAAAGAAAAGCAGCUGAUCUUGCUAGAACUAUUGUAUCUGUGAUUGAAGCUUGUCAUUCUUUAGGUGUUAUGCAUCGUGAUCUUAAACCUGAGAACUUUCUUUUUGUUGAUGAACAUGAAGAUUCGCCUCUUAAAACCAUAGAUUUUGGAUUAUCGGUUUUCUUUAAACCAGGUGAAACAUUUGUAGAUGUGGUUGGAAGCCCUUACUAUGUUGCCCCUGAAAUUUUGCUUAAAAAUUAUGGUCCUGAAGCAGAUAUAUGGAGUGCUGGUGUGAUUCUUUACAUUCUUCUUUGUGGGGUCCCACCAUUUUGGGGAGAAUCUGAAAAUGAGAUAUUUGAAGAGGUUUUGAGGGGUAAACUCGACUUUUCCUCAGAUCCAUGGCCUAGUAUCUCUGAAAGUGCUAAAGAUUUGGUUAGGAAAAUGCUUAUUAAAGACCCCAAAAGACGAAUAACAGCUCAUGGUGUUCUUUGCCAUCCAUGGAUCAGUGAAGAUGGUGUUGCACCAGAUAAGCCUCUUGAUUCUGCUGUUUUGAGUCGUUUAACUCAGUUUUCUGCCAUGAAUAAGCUCAAGAAAAUGGCUCUUAGGGUUAUUGCUUCAAAACUCUCGGAAGAAGAAAUUGCAGGAUUAAAACAAAUGUUUAAGAUAAUAGAUACAGACAACAGUGGUUAUAUAACUUUUGAAGAACUUAAAGCUGGACUCAAACGUUUUGGUUCUAAUCUUACAGAGUCUGAGAUUUAUGAUCUAAUGCAAUCUGCGGAUAUUGACAAUAGUGGUACUAUUGACUAUGAAGAAUUUGUAGCUGCAACAUUGCAUAUGAACAAAGUCGAUAGAGAAGAUCAUUUAUUUUCUGCUUUUUCAUAUUUUGAUAAAGAUGGAAGUGGUUAUAUCACACUUGAUGAACUACAACAAGCAUGUAAAGAAUUUGGAGUAGAUGAUGUUCAUUUAGAAGAAAUCAUCAAAGAAGCUGACCAAAAUAAUGAUGGGCGUAUAGAUUACAAUGAGUUUGUUGCAAUGAUGCAUAAUGGAAGUGAUAUUAUGAGGGUGAAGCCAUUGAAGGAUGAUUUUAAUAUGAUGUUAAGGGAGCCGGUUGCGGUUUGUUAAUAUGAAUAUUUAUAUUUAUUUGAUUUUGUAAUUAAAUGUCAAAAAUGGCAUCUGACUUUUGAAUGCUUCAAUAGUCUAUGAGGUGUUGCAUUUUGACUUAUAGAAUGUACUAUUGUUCUUGUAUACACGUGAAAGGAAAAGAUAAAACAAAGAGAAAGAGUCGACUGACUAUGUUGUUGUGGGUCCUAAUGUAUUGUGGAUCGGGUUGUGAUCGAUGAAAACUAUGUAUGUACAAAGUUUUAUGAUUCGUUAG
This is a messenger RNA of Lactuca virosa, 2401 nucleotides long. The record is from the annotation of a GenBank genome assembly. NCBI's taxonomy places the organism in Eukaryota, Viridiplantae, Streptophyta, Magnoliopsida, Asterales, Asteraceae.